This is a messenger RNA of Pleurotus ostreatus (oyster mushroom), 1980 nucleotides long. RefSeq lists its product as uncharacterized. The coding region runs from base 1 to 1980 and encodes 659 amino acids. The transcript has a single exon. The record is from RefSeq and is a predicted model, not a curated record. Lineage: Eukaryota; Fungi; Basidiomycota; Agaricomycetes; Agaricales; Pleurotaceae.
AUGCCUUGGGCAUCGUCCUCCCGACCUGUGCAUGCAGAUCGCCUCCGCUGCGGGGCUGGACUUGAGCAGUCGCCAGUGUGGACUGACCCAGUGACCUUUCGGUUCCCCACUCCUCCGGCUAACUAUACCUAUGCUGGUCGGCUCGUAGUGACAGAGUACGCUCAUGCCGAGAUUUGGUCACCUAAUUCCACUUUUCUCGACUUCUACCCCGGCCGUGCCCCGCCCAAGUCGGAACACAACACUCCAUCGCCUCGAUACGAUGGGACGCUAGGCCGCUUCGAUCCGACAAUCUUCCCUCAGGCGUAUGACCCGGAUAUGCCUUGGCUUGCUUUUGCGCCAUACGAAUUGGGAAGCAUAAACGAUGGAUGGCCGGAGUUCUUUUCCCUCCUCUCCGAUCAAUACUGGAACGCGGGGAUCACGAAGUCACUGACCACCGCGUUGCGCUCACGCAAUCAUGACAUAGACAAACGCAUGGAUCGUGCGCGCCGUGACGACCUUGCGCUUCCCAAAGACCAGCGAAUCAUUUCCUCCCCCGACCCCCGAAUGAAGCGUUCGGGUACUCUUUGGGAGCUCCGGCCCAUCUUUCCAACAGAAGGGCAUGUUUCAGCCUUAGAAGGCAUUGUUGAUUAUCAGGAGUGCGUAGACGCGCUGCGUCGGGUGCAGGAUGGUCUUCGAUUCAAGUAUGCAUGGUGCAAAUAUGCCGAACUUCGCCUGCGCUUGCCCACUGAGACCACCUUUUCUCUCCGCAACCGAAACAUUCAGCUCUGCCCCUCACCUCGUUUUUUUGUUGGCGUCUGGCUCACCGCAGUCAGCGAGUUCGACGCUAUGCUCUUCCUAACCACCGGAUUAGCGCCCUGUUUUGUCCUCCACAUGUACAGCGAACAAGAUCAAUAUUCUUCACCCUCCUCCUCUCUGCCACUUCGUACUUUCAUUUCCGCCUCCGAACGCGAAGAAUACUUCACUCGCUCCUUUUGCAACCCUUAUGAGAGGGAGGCCCUUCAUCACGGCCUCCGCCUCCUAGAACUCACCGACCUUCCGGAUUCUGAGGUGCUCCCGGAAAGUCACCGCGGGGCUCGUAGCACCUUCAUCGACCCAUUAACGCAUCCCAAUGCUCAGGGUUAUCGUCUUGUUCCCGCCAAUCGCCGGUCGUCAACAAGCCAUUUUGCCAUCAUACGUACCGAGGAAUCCACGUUUUCAGCUCCCGCGCCUUCACGUCCCACGUCCUAUGAAGAUGUCUUCGAGUACAAAGGGCGUCGCCUUUCCAUGUCUCGCCGUUUGCGCUCGCUUCCUGCGCCAACCUUGAGCCAAGUUCAGCUGACCAAUCCAGACGGAUCUUCAUUCAUUUGGAUUCAACCCCCGCCGGUUGCGGCUCUGAAGCCCGGCCCCUGGACAAAAUGGAUUGUGGAGGAGGACGACGAUGAAUUUGAUCCUCGCAAAUGGAUAGUGCGUCAGGUAGGCAAGAAGAGUAAAUUGACAGAGGAUUACCCCUUCGUAAACUACGAUCGUGAAAACCUCAGGGAAAUUUAUUUUCCGCACGACUUCGUAUUUACGGCGGACGAAGGCCCUAACAAUGAGGGAUACGGACGGGCUGCUCCUAGACUGCGGUACUUUCGUCCUGAGGACAAGCACCCGCUUCUCCGACAGGUACCCCCGUCCCACUGGAUGUACCCAGAUCGCAAACCUUCCUCGCCGAAGGCUGGUGCUGUCGUGGAUCCCCCAACUACGCGACAACCUGAGCCUUCUUCGCCAUGGGUUGGCGAGGAUGACGAUGACGACGACGGGUUUGGCUAUGGUCCUGCUACUGUAUAUCGAGACCCCCAGGGCCAGCUGAGGUCCGUCCAGGAUGACGCCCUGGCAGCCUAUCAUGCCGCCUUGGCCCCUAGUACCCCGCUGCCUGGCAGUAAUCUACCGAGCAUCCCCGAGCCGGGACCGCCGAUGACGUUUGCAAAAACUCCGAGCCUCGAGCAUUCUACUGACUGA